CGGCCAUCUUUAAAUGCUCCGGUGGAGCGUCGAAAGCCUCGCAUAAGUUCACUGUUUUCUUCUGAUUUGUGCUGCAAGUGGGUACAUUAAACCAUGCAUCACAUUCAGCGGGCCACAUACCUGAUCGACUCCCUUGGGUCGCAGGUCCAGAAGAUCACCUUCCAAUGCUCGCGAGGUUUAAAACGCAGUCAUCAGAUCUCCCAGAAGGCAGAAUCGGCCAAGGCACCACCUAGGGGCAUUCCAUAUAAGGAUAUAACGAUUGGCGUUCCCAAAGAGACAUUUCUUGGAGAGAAACGGGUCGGCUUGGCCCCAGCAGCAACAGCUGUUCUCAUCAAGAAAGGCUUCAAUGUGAAUAUUCAAGAAAAUGCUGGAUUGGACGCGAAAAUUCCUAAUGAUGAAUUUGUCGAGGCUGGGGCUAAGAUCGUCAGCGGAGAUCAGGUGUUCAAGUCUGAUCUUGUCUUAAAGGUCAGACAACCAAGUCCGGAGGAGGUCCUGAAAUUCAGAGAGCAAGGGACUUUAUUUAGUUAUUUAUAUCCCGCUCAAAAUAUGGAUCUGAUUGAGCAAAUGCAGGCCAAGAAGAUGACGGUAUUCGCUAUGGACCAAGUACCACGCAUAAGCCGAGCCCAAGCGUUCGAUGUGUUGAGCUCGAUGGCAAACAUCGCUGGCUACAAAGCCGUUGUGGAGGCUGCUAGUAAUUUUGAAAGAUUUUUUACUGGUCAAAUUACUGCAGCUGGCAAACUCCCACCAGCCAAAGUUUUGGUGAUUGGUGGUGGUGUGGCCGGUUUGUCCGCGAUCGGUACCGCCAAGAAUAUGGGUGCUGUCGUGCGAGGGUUCGACACCCGCGCGGCUGUGAAGGAACAGGUGGAAUCAUUCGGAGCCGAGUUCUUAGAAGUGAAUAUGAAGGAAUCUGGUGAAGGCACGGGAGGUUAUGCCAAAACGAUGUCCAAGGAAUUCAUUGAAGCAGAGAUGGCGCUGUUUGCCAAACAGGCAAAGGAAGUUGAUAUCAUCAUCACAACUGCUUUGAUUCCUGGGAAACCUGCGCCAAAACUCAUAACUAAGGAAAUGAUUGAAUCUAUGAAACCAGGAUCUGUAGUUGUUGAUCUCGCCUCUGAGGCUGGUGGUAACAUUGAAACAACGCGGCCCGGAGAGCUUUACAAGUAUAAAGAUGUCGUCCAUAUCGGAUACACAGACUUCCCCAGCAGGCUGCCAACUACGGCAAGCACCCUGUAUGGAAAUAACGUUUCAAAGAUGCUUUUGUCUUUUGGUAAAGAAAAUCACUACUAUCUCGACUCUGAAGAUGAUGUGGUUCGAUGCGCUUGCAUUUUGAAGGAGGGCAAGAUGAACUACCCCCAGCCACCACCAGCGGAGCUGAGCGCCCCUCCACCAGAGAAGAAGGCCGUCGGCCCGGCCGCAGCCAAGGAGCUCGUGCCUCCGAACUACUUCAACAUCACACUGAAGGACUCUUUUGUCUAUACCGGAGGACUCAGUUCAGCUUUAGGUCUUGGGAUGAUCUCUCCUAACCCAGCCUUCACAACCAUGGUCACCACCUUCGGCUUGGCUGGUAUCGUCGGGUACCACACCGUCUGGGGCGUCACCCCGGCCCUCCAUUCACCCCUGAUGUCCGUCACUAACGCCAUCUCUGGCAUCACCGCGGUCGGUGGAAUGCUCCUGAUGGGCGGACAGUAUUUCCCGACCGAUUUGCCGCAGACGUUAGCGAGUAUUGCAGCAUUCGUUUCAGCGAUCAACAUCGGUGGUGGUUUCACCGUAACAGCAAGGAUGUUGUCCAUGUUUAGACGAUCAACUGACCCUCCAGAGUACAACUACCUCUACGGCAUACCCGGCGCCCUCUUCCUUGGCGGCUAUGGGUACACUGCCAUGUCCGGCAACUACCCAGACAUCCACCAGAUGGCGUACUUGGCCGCGUCCCUCUGCUGCGUCGGUGCGCUCACCGGCUUAUCAUCCCAGAAGACAAGUCGCGUUGGUAACGCCCUGGGUAUCAUUGGUGUGUCGUCUGGUGUCGCUGCGACGCUCGGUCUUCUGAAACCAAGUCCAGAACUCAUGAUGCAGAUGGGAGGAACCAUGGGCCUUGGUGGCAUGAUUGGUCUCAUUGGUGCCAAGAAGAUAGAAGUGACCGAUCUUCCCCAGAUGGUCGCUCUCUUCCACAGCUUGGUUGGUAUCGCAGCCGUCCUGACUUGUUUCGCUAACUACAUGAUUGAGCAGCCUCAUUUCGCGACGGAUCCUGCCGCUGGCGUCAUUAAGACUGCGUUGUUCCUUGGGACGUACAUUGGGGGCGUUACUUUCACAGGAUCAUUGGUUGCCUUUGGCAAACUGCAGGGCAUGUUGAACUCUGCCCCCCUCUUGCUCCCCGGACGCCAUGCAUUGAACCUUGGCAUGAUGUUGGGAAACGUUGGCGCCAUGGGUUGGUACUUGGCAAGCAGUGAUCCUUUUGUUGGCAUGGCGAUGCUUGGAACGACCGCUGGUUUGUCGGGCAUUAUGGGAGUUACCUUGACGGCUGCUAUUGGAGGUGCCGACAUGCCAGUGGUCAUCACCGUCCUCAACUCUUACUCCGGCUGGGCGCUGUGUGCUGAAGGUUUCAUGAUGAACAACAACCUCAUGACCGUCGUUGGAGCCAUGAUUGGCUCCUCAGGAGCUAUCCUGUCUUACAUCAUGUGUGUGGCCAUGAACCGCUCCCUCCCCAAUGUCAUCCUGGGAGGUUUUGGUACGACAUCCACCGCCGGCGGAAAACCGAUGGAGAUCACUGGCACCCACACCGAGGCCAACGUCGAUGAAGUCACCGAUAUGGUCAUCAACUCUAAAAACAUCAUCAUCACCCCCGGAUACGGCUUGUGUGUUGCCAAGGCGCAGUAUCCAAUUGCUGAACUGAUCGCUGAGUUGAGGAAACACGGCAAGAACUGCCGGUUCGGUAUUCACCCAGUUGCAGGACGCAUGCCUGGACAGCUGAACGUGCUCUUGGCCGAGGCCGGCGUCCCAUACGACGUUGUCUUGGAGAUGGAUGAGAUCAACGACGACUUCCCUGACACUGAUCUUGUCCUCGUCAUCGGAGCGAACGAUACGGUCAACUCCGCUGCUGAGGAUGACCCCAACUCGAUCAUCGCUGGUAUGCCGGUCUUGCGUGUGUGGUUGGCCAAACAGGUUGUUGUUGUCAAGAGGACGCUUGGAGUAGGAUAUGCCGCCGUAGACAAUCCUAUCUUCUUCAAGGAGAACACCUCCAUGUUGCUAGGAGACGCCAAGAAGGUGACAGACGGACUUCUCAACAAAGUCAAGGAGCACUAUGACAGUUAAUUAAACAGGAGAAUAGGUUCAAUUAUUUAUAGAUUUUUCAAUAUCAAAGGGUGAACUGUGUUUGGAAUGACGUGAAUUCCUGGCCUUGGAUCAAGGAUCCACAUUUCAAGGUUAUGGGACCGACUGUCGCCAAUCAAUGAUUACAUUCUCAUGCUUUGGACAAGUGUUAAGAUUGUGUUUGCAAAUAAGUCUAGGUUACAAAAAUAACCAAUGUGAUUGAGGUUUGUUACUAAAAUAGAUCAUGUGUCAACUAAGAGUGCAGUAUUUAUCCUAGAAAAGAGUGUUGUAUUUUUCACAGUGUUUAAAUAGAAUUUUGUGUGCUAGUGAGUUACUUGGACACGAAAAACUUCCAUGCCAAAUUAUGCAGCAAACUUGGUGCUGAUAGUAUUAAUUUGUAAGAAAUUUGAAUGCCAAGAAAGUGUAUCCAAUGAUUUGAAAAAAGUGAUGUGCUAUUACUAUCUAUUUGUCUAACUGGAAUAGCAUCCAUCCCAAGAUUGUUUAUGUAUUUGACAGAAAUUGAUAUUGAUUUUAUGUCCCUGCACCGGUAAAUUGUGAAGGUUUAGUUCUAGUGCAAAUUUCUAGUUCAAAUUUAUGCAAGAAGAAGAUAGUGCAAUGAUUUUGCAUAAUAUUAUGUCUGCAUAUCUGAGGCCAGUAGCUCAAUCGGCUUUAGCAGAAACGUUGGGACUAGGUUUUUACACCACUAUUGUAAAUGAAAUUUGCUGAUCAACUAACGCUGGCAUUUGUCUCUUACGCUGAUUGAGUAACUAGCCCCGAUAACUCAAAUCUUGCCCUGGAAUUCCAGCUCUUUUGACUUCAGCCUGACAUAUAUGAACUGUGAAAAAGACUGGUCUAUUUCUUCCCCUCUCUUCCAUUGAUAAACAUGUACGUGUAACCUCCAUGUCGCCUUCAAAAAAGUUUUAUUUGACAUAUCGAGGGAUUUCUAAUCAAAAUUGGCUGUGGAGUUGAUUCUGCUCAAAAUUAUAAAACGUGAUACAUGUCAGAUGAGUGUUUUUAUAGAAAUGUAAAAAUAUCUGCUGAGUUUUUCAGCCUCUUUGUAUAAAAAUGAAAAAUGUACCAUACCUGAUUAUCACUGUACAAAGAAAAAAACCAGUUUGGAAGUCUAAUAGGUAUUGCAGUUAGCCCAAAAUACAUGCGAUGCAAUUCAAAUCCCUCUCCAUUCAUAGUUAUAAUGCACAUCCAUUAACAUAGUGGUUUUUGUGUGAACUAAUGUGCUAAAUGAUCAUGUCAUCACUGUAAUAAAGUGUUUUCUUCUAA
Lineus longissimus is the source of this 4578-nucleotide messenger RNA. Its product is annotated as NAD(P) transhydrogenase, mitochondrial-like. The transcript is spliced from 14 exons. Gene Ontology annotation, molecular function: NADP binding. Gene Ontology annotation, cellular component: mitochondrial inner membrane. Gene Ontology annotation, biological process: proton transmembrane transport; NADPH regeneration. The coding region runs from base 94 to 3303 and encodes 1069 amino acids. The record is from RefSeq and is a predicted model, not a curated record. Lineage: Eukaryota; Metazoa; Nemertea; Pilidiophora; Heteronemertea; Lineidae.